ACAGAUUCUGUCAGUCAGCCCUCGACAUGGCCGACAUUAAAGUGCAUUAAGUCUAGUGGCAGGACCGAAGGAGCAAUUCAAUAAGACAACCGAUCAGGGAGGGCUGCAACUGCAGCCAGGAGAGCAGAGGGAAGGAUGCCAUCUCCAUCUUUUUCCCUCGAUGCCCAGCUGCGCUUCCAUGACAAAUGGCUGAAGAUAGACCUGCAGCGAGCCUUCUCUCCUGAAGGACUGAGUGAGAUGUGGAAUGAGAUGGUGAAGGAUGAGGAAAUUGUCUUUGACAGAGAAGAGUCUGCCAAUCCAGAGGACUGCACCGAUUGCACCCAAAAGAAAGAUGAUCCAAAUGAUAAGGAAAAGAAGGAAGAGGAGGAGGCGGCCACGCCUUCGGCUGUCCAUCACUCCAUCAUCGAUACGUGGGAUUGGGGGAGGCAGCCAGAAGCUGUAGAGCUAAAGGACUGUCUGAUGGCACUGAUAGAUGAUCAACAGAAGUUAUCUUCACAGACAGCUAAGAGCACGCUCUCUUCACUGCGUCUGAGCCAGCGGCUGGUGAUUCUGGAGCGUUACCUUAUCUCCCUCACCCAUAGCAUGAUGGAGGAGAAAUACAAAGUGCGUUGGAAAAGCCCGCCCAGCCCUCCGUUGUCCAUUGUCGAUAACAAAAGCGCUCGGCCGGUCAGUAAAGGAGUGGAAGGUUUGGCUCGGGUGGGAUCGAGAGCAGCACUUUCCUUUGCUUUUGCUUUCCUUCGCAGAGCUUGGAGAUCAGGUGAUGAUGCAGACCUAUGCAGUGAGUUACUACAGGAGUCUCUGGACGCCCUACGCGCUCUCCCAGAAGCCACCCUGUUUGAUGAGGGCACUGUGUCCCCCGUCUGGCUGGAAGUGGUCGAGAGGGCUACCAAAUUCCUCAGUGAUAUCCAUGGAAGUGGCAGUGGAAAAGCUCCCAGUAACAUUCCCCUGCAGGAUCAGCACUUGGCUCUGGCCAUUCUGCUGGAGCUGGCAGUACAGCGAGGGACUCUCAGUCAGCUGCUGUCUGCUGUUCUGCUGCUUCUGAGACUCUGGGACAGCGGAAACAGAGAGAUGGAUAAUGAACGUUCCACCCAGGGCACCAGCGCACCCUUACUGCCCCUCCUGCAGCGUUUUCACAACAUCCACAGUACUAAGGAGGAGCCCAUUGCUGAGGAGGAGAUAGAGAUCCUUUCAGCACCUCUGAGCCCAAAUGAGAGUUUUCUGCGCUACCUUACACUGCCUCAAGAUAAUGACCUGGCCAUUGACCUGCGGCAGACUGCAGUAGUCAUAAUGGCACACUUGGAUCGCCUGGCAGCCCCCUGCAGCCCCCCGCAGUGCACCUCACCCACUUCUAACAAGGGUACAUUGCAAGAGGUGAUUGGUUGGGGUCUGCUUGGCUGGAAGCCUUACGCAAAUGUGAAUGGACCAAUUCAGUGCAAGGCACUGUCGAACCUGGGUGUGACUCAGAUCGUGUGCUCCGAGAAGGAAUUUCUCAUUCUGACCAUCACUGGGGCUGUCUACACUCAAAAUUACAAAAGUACCACUCUAGCCCCUAUGCUAGUCCAUGCAUUGUCAGCCAGGAAGAUAAUGAAGCUGGCGGCUCAUCCUGAUGGGCAGCACUAUCUGGCUCUUUCAGUCAAUGGGGAGGUGUUCUCCUGGGGCUGUGGAGAUGGAGGCAGACUGGGACAUGGAGAUACCACGUAUUUGGAGGAGCCCACCAUGAUCGCUAUGUUCUCUGGGAAGCCUCCAGGAAAGCAAGUUGUGCAUAUUGCAUGUGGCAGUACAUACAGUGCGGCGCUCACCGCUGAUGGAGAACUGUACACAUGGGGCCGUGGAAACUACGGCAGGCUGGGCCACGGGUCCAGUGAAGAUCAGACCACCCCUAUGCUGGUGACCGCUCUGAAGGGUCUUAAGGUUAUAGCUGUGGCCUGUGGCAGUGGUGAUGCACAGACCCUCGCUGUCACUGAGAACGGUCAAGUGUGGUCAUGGGGCGACGGGGACUACGGGAAGCUUGGUCGGGGUGGCAGCGACGGCUGUAAGACACCAAAGCUGGUGGAGAAGCUUCAAGAUUUGGAUAUUGUAAAGGUUUGCUGCGGGAGCCAGUUUUCUGUAGCGCUCACUAAAGAUGGACAGGUGUACACCUGGGGCAAAGGAGACAAUCAAAGACUCGGCCACGGCACAGAUGAGCACGUCCGUUAUCCCAAACUACUAGACAGUCUGCAAGGUAAGAGGGUGGUGGAUGUAGCGGUGGGCUCCACACACUGUCUGGCCCUCACAGAGGAUGGAGAGGUACACAGCUGGGGCAGCAAUGACAAACUACAGCACUUUGACACACUCUUCUCCAAUAAGAAGCAGCCUAAAGCUCUGCCAGGCCUCAACUCCAAACACAUAGUGGGCAUCGCAUGUGGGCCUGGUCAGAGUUUUUCAUGGUCGUCAUGCUCUGAGUGGUCUGUCGGGCUCCGUGUGCCAUUCGUGGUGGAUGUGUGCACUAUGACCUUCGAGCAGCUGGACCUUCUUCUGCGACAGAUCAGCGAGGGAAUGGAUGGCAGCUCUGAUUGGCCGCCACCGCAAGAGAAAGAAUGCAUGGUUGUGGCUGCUCUCAAUCUGCUCAGACUACAGCUUCAUGCAGCCAUCAGUAACCAGGUGGACCCUGAGGAGCUGGGUCUGGGCUUGGGCAGCGGGCUGCUUAAUAACCUCAAGCAGACGGUGGUGACGCUGGCCAGCAAUGCCGGGGUGUUAAACACUGUGCAGGUGGCCGCUCAGGCCGUGCUCCAGAGUGGCUGGUCAGUGCUACUGCCUACUGCAGAGGAAAGAGCAAGAGCCCUGUCCUCACUGCUUCCCAACACAGCAUCUGCCAAUGAAAUGAGCGUAAGUCCUGGCCGUCGCUUCAUGAUCGAUCUCCUGGUUAGCAGUCUGAUGGCAGAUGGAGGCCUGGAGUCUGCUCUGAAUGCUGCCAUCACGGCCGAGAUCCAGGACAUCGAAGCAAAGAAGGAGGCCCAAAAAGAGAAGGAGAUUGAUGAGCAGGAGGCAAGCGCUUCUUCUCUGCAUCGCUGUCGCACCACCCUGGACAAAGACCUGAUCAACACUGGCAUCUACGAGUCUGCCAAUAAACAGAGCCUCCCAUUGGUUCAGCUGGUGCAACAGCUGCUCAGGAACAUUGCUUCACAGACCAUAGCUCGUCUAAAAGAAGUGGCACGUCGCAUUUUGAACUGCCAAGACACGGAGCAGGUCAGCAAGGAACGUUCGGCUUCUCUGGACCUUUUGCUGCGCUUUCAGAGGCUGCUGGUCUGCAAGCUCUAUGUGGGUGUCAAUGGCACAGUAGGUGUAGGAGGAUACACUCUGAGUCACUCUGAGAUUCUAGGAGUGGGGUCUUUGUUGAAGAAAUACAUGGCUUUGCUGUGCACACACAUCGGGGACAUUCUUCCCGUGUCCACCAGCAUCGCCCAUAACAGCCACCGGCACUUCGCAGAAGUAGCACGUGUCCUUGAAGGAGACCUGACAGGUGUAUUGCUACCAGAGCUGAUCGUAUCCAUUGUGCUGCUGCUGACUCGCGAUGCUGGCCUGAUGCAGGAGACCGGAUCCAUCCCUCUCCUCGCGGCUUUGCACGAGCACCUGGAUCGUUUCAACCAUCUCGCUCCUGGUGCAGAAAGAGAUGACAAUGAGGAUCUCGCCUGGCCUGGACUCAUGGGUUUCUUUUUCAACGGAUCGAGUUCCAAGAACAACGAGGAAGUGUCGCUUAUCCGAAAAGCUGACUUGGAGAACCACAAUAAGGAUGGUGGCUUCUGGACCGUCAUUGAUGGGAAGGUCUAUGAUAUCAAAGACUUCCAGGCUCAGACUUUGACUGGGAACAGCAUCCUUGAUUUGUGUUCCACAGCCCAGUUUGCAGGAGAAGAUCCUGUGGUGGCUUUGGAAGCAGCUCUUCAGUUUGAAGACACCAGGGAGUCUAUGCAAGCUUUCUGUGUGGGCCAGUACAUAGAGCCCAAUCAGGAGACGGUGACGACGCCUGACCUCAGCAGUUUGUCCUCCCCUCUGAUAGAUGCUGAGAGGAACCUUGGUCUGCUGCUAGGUUUACAUGCCUCCUAUCUGGCUAUGAGCACCCCUCUCUCUCGCAUAGAGAUAGAAUGUGCCAAAUGGCUCCAGUCAUCGAUAUUCUUCGGUGGUCUGCAGACGAGUCAGAUCCAUUAUAAUUAUAAUGAGGAGAAGGAUGAGGACCACUGCAGUUCACCAGGGACCACCACACCAGACAAAUCCAAGCUCUACUGCCGAAGAAUCACCCUUAGCGAUCACGCCCAGCCAUUCCUGCAGGCCAUCGCUGACAACACCACCCAGGACCACACUGUGAAGGACUUCUUAUGCCAAAUCGAGCGCUGCUGUAAACAGUACCAUCUCAUUACUCCCAUCACAUUCCCUACAGAACACCCGGUGGAGGAAGUGGGCCGCCUGCUGCUCUGCUGUCUUCUCAAGCAUCAAGACCUCGGUCAUGUUGCCCUCUCGCUCGUCGCUCAAUGUGCCUUGGGUGUGGACCAGGGGAAACAGAGAUCCCUCCCCAAAUCUGUGAUUGCCGUGUGUCGAAUGGUGUACCAGGCAAAGUGUUCUUUGAUCAAAACUCACCAAGAGCAGGGGCGCUCUUAUAAAGAGGUGUGCGCUCCAGUGAUCGAGAGGCUGCGUUUCCUGUUUAAUGAACUUAGACCUGCGGUCAGCAACGACCUCUCCAUCGUGUCCAAACUGAAGCUGCUGAGCUCACAACCUCGCUGGAAGAGGAUCGCACAGAAACUCAUCAGAGAUCGCCGCAAAAAGAGAGUGCCCAAAAAGUCUGAGUCAGCUGAUGUCGAGGAGUGCAAGCUUGAGAGGGAAGGGACCAAUGAGGAGCCACCUGCUCCGAUAAGCCCCGCGCCUGUGGACAAAAAGCAGACCACGGUCAAGUCCCAAAAGGAUAAAUGGCAGCCUUUGCUAAACACCAUUGGCAGUGUUCAGAAGUACCGCUGGCUUCGGCACAACGUUCAGGGUUCCUCUCAGUCCAGCCUCAUGAGCACCAUUGUGGAGUUUGCUUUGAAAGAGGAGCCGCUGGAUAUGGAGAAGAUGAGGAAGUGCCUCCUAAAACAGCUGGAGCGAGCUGAGGUCAGACUGGAGGGUAUAGACACUAUGCUGAAGCUGGUGUCCAAAUGCUUCCUCCUGCCUUCUGUACAGUACGCCAUGCUCUGCGGCUGGCAGAGAGUUAUUCCUGAAGCGACAAAUAUUGGGGAGCCUUUGUCUGACUGUCUGAGGGACGUAGAUCUGAUUCCUCCAUUUAACCGCAUGUUGCUGGAGGUUACUUUUGGCAAGCUUUAUGCGUGGUCCAUCCAGAACGUCCGCAAUAUUCUGCUGGAGGCCAGUGUGAAGUUCAAAGAGCUGGGUGUGCAGCCAGUUCCACUGCAAACCAUCACUAAUGAGAACCCAGCGGGCCCCAGUCUGGGUACCAUCCCUCAGGCACGCUUCCUGCUGUCCAUGCUUCACAUGCUCACUCUCAAACAUGGAGCCAACAGCCUCAGCCUGCUUCUGAACUCCGGCGUCCUCGCACUCACCCAAAGCGUUCUGAGACUCAUCGGUCCCAGCUCUGACAGCACUGAGGAGGAGCUGAGCUCUGCCGCUCAUGGAGGAUCUGCUACAGUUCUUGAAGAGUCCAGGAAAGAGACAGCCCCCACCCCUCUGCCUGCAUCUGGUCCUGAGCUGGCUGCUAUGAUGAAGAUCGGCACUAGGGUCAUGAGAGGACCUGACUGGAAGUGGGGAGACCAGGAUGGCCCACCGCCAGGCCUGGGGCGUGUGAUUGGGGAAUUGGGGGAAGAUGGCUGGAUUCGAGUUCAGUGGGAUACCAGCAGCACUAACUCUUAUAGAAUGGGCAAAGAGGGCAAGUAUGACCUUAAACUGGCUGAGCCACCACCUGCCGCACAACCUGCCACAGAAGACUCGGACACUGAAGAUGACACAGAAGGGGAAGUGAUGGAGAAGAGUGCUCACCCUACUGCCAUCAUGUUGACCAGUACAGUAAACCUGUUAAAGACGCUGUCUCUGUCCUCUGGGAUUCAUGCUGAAGUGAUGCAGACAGAGGCUGUUAGCACUCUGUGUGGUCUGCUCAGGAUACUGGUGGAGAGUGGAGCCAAUGACAAGACUGGAUGUUCCUCUUAUAAGCUGGUGUCCCGUGAACAGCACAGGACCUGGUGCACUCUGGGAUUUAUUCGCAGUAUAGCACUAAUGCCUCAGAUGUGCAGCACUCUCAGUUCAGUAGCCUGGAUCAAUUUACUCAUACGAAUCGUGGAGGGACAUCAAUCCUUCACUGCCGUCACACUACAGAGACAGAUUCUUGCCCUCCGGCUGCUGCAAGCAGUGUUGCCAUCCUGGGACAAAACGGAUCGCACUCAGGAUAUGAAGUUCUUAGUGGAAAAACUAUUUGGUUUCCUGGGCAGUCUCCUCAGCACUUGUUCCUCAGACCUGCCUCUCCUUAGAGACGGUUCUAUGCGUAGAAGAAAGUCCCGCCCUCAAGCCUCUCUGACAGCCACCCACAGCAGUACAUUAGCAGAGGAAAUAGUCGGCGUACUGCGUACGCUUCACUCUCUCAGCCAAUGGAACGGCCUCAUUAACGAAUACAUUAACUCCCAGCUCAGCGGUAUCGGUGACAUCAUGGCAGGCAGACAUCCGGAAGCAGUGGUGCUUGAAGACUACCUCCCCAACGCCGAAGCUCCAGCAGUUGGCAGUUUGAUGGCUGUCUUGGCAGUCAUUGGUGGGAUCGAUGGGCGGCUGCGUCUGGGUGGACCUGUUGUUCACGAGGAAUACGGGGAGGGCACCGUGACUCGCAUCACGCCUAAAGGACGCAUCACUGUGCAGUUUCACGAGAUGAGGACCUGCAAAGUGUGCCUGCUCAGCCAGCUCAAACCAGUUCACAUGAUUUCAUUCAGCAUUCAGAAUCUGCCCUUCACCGAGCCCAUGCUGACUGUGUGGGCACAGCUGGUCAACUUAGCAGGAAGCAAGCUGGAGAAGCAACGCAUGAAGAAAUCCCUCAGCAGAGGACUUACAGCAGAUCAGGUGGAUGUGCAUUUAUUACGCUGUCAGCAGCUUAGGCUUUUCAUCCUGAAGGCGGCGCGGGCUCUCCUGUCCCAUCAGGACAAACUCCGGCAGAUUCUUUCUCAGGCAGCCGUCAUAGACGUUAGUCCUGACCCUCCGGAGGAUCAGUGCGCUUCAUCACCUGAUGUGGGUGAUUUGUCUCCUGAGGGUCCUCAGCCUCCCCUCAUCCUCCUCCAGCAGCUGUUAUCUGCAUCCACUCAACCUUCUCCAAUCAAAGCCAUCUUCCACCGACAGGAACUGGAGGCAGCGGCUCUGGCUGUGUGUCAGUACCUCGCGGUUGAAUCCACACACCCGUCGUCUCCUCUGUUUGAGGACAGCAGCUCAAGUGAAGCCACCACUCCCGUCACUGUGCAGCACAUGCGCCCACCCAAACAGAAGAAACACAAGACCUCACCUGUGCCUCCUGUUCCCAUCGUCCUGCAGCUGAUGGAGAUGGGCUUUCAAAGGAAAAACAUUGAGUUUGCCCUCAAAUCACUGUCUGGAACCACGGGCACCUCUGGAGUGCCAGGUGUGGAGGCAUUGGUGGGCUGGUUGUUGGACCAUCCAGAUGUUCACAUUACAGAUCUGUCAGAUGCUGACACGGUGUCAGAUGAGUACUCUGAUGAAGAAGUGCUGGAGGAGCUGGAGGAACCUGAGCCUGCCUUCCCUGUCCCUCCUGGAGUCGUGGUUACUGAGAGUCAGACGUUUAAAAAGAGGUCCGAUUUCCAGAGCAAUGACGAUUAUGCUGUAUACGUGAGAGAGAACAUUCAGGUGGGCAUGAUGGUGCGAUGCUGCAGGACGUAUGAGGAGGUGUAUGAAGGAGAUGUGGGUAAAGUGAUCAAGCUAGACAGAGACGGUCUGCAUGAUCUAAACGUGCAGUGUGAUUGGCAGCAGAAGGGAGGAACUUACUGGGUUCGGUACAUCCACACUGAACUGCUGGGAUUUCCUCCUCAGAGUUCUCCAUCUCACAUAAAGAUUGGCGAUAAGGUACGAGUGAAGCCUUCGGUUACAACGCCAAAGUACAAGUGGGGAUCUGUCACUCACAGGAGUGUGGGUGUGGUCAAAGCUUUCAGUGCCAACGGGAAGGAUGUGAUCGUAGACUUUUCUCAGCAAUCACACUGGACAGGACUGCUGUCAGAGAUGGAGCUUGUGCCCAGCGUGCAUCCUGGUGUCAGGUGUGACGGAUGUCAGAUGUUCCCUAUAAACGGACCCAGGUUUAAGUGUCGUAGCUGUGAUGACUUUGACUUUUGCGAGAGCUGCUUCAAGACCCGUAAACACAACCCUAGACAUUCAUUCGGACGAAUAAAUGAACCAGGUCAGUCACCCACGUUCAGUGGGCGUUCAGGUAAGCAGUUGAAGAGGCAUCACAGCAGUCAGCGUGGGAUGCUGAUUGACGAGUGGUCCAGAGUGGUGAAGAAUCUCAGCGUGUCGUCCUCCAUCAACCAAGCGUCUCGGCUCGUAGACUGUGGAGAGCAGUGCUGGCAGUCUUCGGGCUCUCAGGGCAAGCACUGGAUCAGGUUGGAGCUCUUCCCAGAUAUGCUGGUCCACAGGCUUAAAAUGGUAGUGGAUCCAGCUGACAGUAGCUACAUGCCUUCACUGGUGGUGGUGUCAGGUGGAAGCUCGUUCAAUAACCUGAUUGAGUUGAAGACCAUCAAUAUCAAUCCAACAGACACUGCUGUCUCUUUACUCAAUGACUGUUCAGAGUAUCACAGAUAUGUAGAAAUUGCCAUAAAGCAGUGCCGGAGUUCGGGGAUCGACUGUAAGAUCCAUGGCUUGAGUAUAAUAGGUCGUGUUCGUGCUGAGGAUGAAGAUCUUGCCACUGUGCCUUUCCUGGCAUCUGACAAUGAGGAGGAGGAGGAUGAGAAGACGGCAACCGGAAGUCUUUCUAGAAAAAGGUUUUCUGGACUGGAGUCUGCUGCCACCAUUAGAACCAAAGUCUUUGUCUGGGGUCUCAAUGAUAAAGACCAACUUGGAGGACUUAAGGGGUCCAAGAUAAAAGUCCCGUCGUUCUCAGAGACCCUGUCUGCCCUCAAUGUAGUGCAAGUGGCUGGAGGCUCUAAAAGUCUUUUUGCUGUGACUGCUGAAGGUAAAGUGUAUGCUUGUGGAGAGGCCACGAACGGAAGGCUUGGUUUAGGACUGUCCAGUGGAACGAUCCCCAUACCACGCCAGAUAUCUGCCCUCAGCAACUAUGUGGUGAAGAAAGUCGCCGUACACUCAGGUGGAAGGCAUGCGAUGGCUUUGACUGUAGAUGGGAAAGUGUUUUCUUGGGGUGAAGGAGAUGACGGAAAGCUUGGACACUUUAGCCGGAUGAACUGCGAUAAGCCGCGGCUAAUCGAGGCACUGAAAACUAAACGCAUUCGAGAUAUAGCCUGCGGAAGCUCUCACAGCGCUGCCAUCACAUCCAGUGGAGAACUGUAUAGCUGGGGUCUGGGGGAAUAUGGACGUCUGGGUCAUGGAGACAACACCACCCAACUGAGACCCAAACUGGUAAAGGUGCUAUUGGGUCACCGUGUGGUUCAGGUGGCUUGUGGAAGUCGAGAUGCACAGACGUUGGCUCUUACAGAUGAAGGACUGGUGUUUUCAUGGGGCGAUGGAGACUUUGGGAAGCUGGGCCGAGGUGGCAGCGAGGGUUGUAACAUUCCUCAGAACAUCGAGCGUCUGAACGGGCAGGGAGUGUGUCAGAUUGAAUGUGGAGCUCAGUUCUCUCUCGCCCUCACCAAAUCUGGAGUCGUCUGGACUUGGGGUAAGGGAGAUUACUUCCGGCUGGGUCACGGCACUGACGUGCACGUGCGUAAACCCCAAAUGGUUGAAGGGUUGCGUGCGAAGAAGAUUGUUCACGUGGCUGUAGGGGCGUUACACUGCCUGGCUGUCACAGACACUGGACAGGUUUACGCCUGGGGUGACAAUGACCACGGGCAGCAGGGGAACGGUACCACUACCGUCAACAGGAAGCCCACACUGGUGCAGGGUCUGGAGGGGCAGAAGAUCACCCGUGUGGCGUGCGGUUCCUCCCACAGUGUGGCCUGGACCACCGUGGAUGUCACCACACCCUCUGUCCAUGAGCCCGUUCUUUUCCAGACCGCCCGUGACUCCCUUGGAGCGUCUUAUCUUGGUGUGCCAUCAGAUAGUGACCCAUCUUUACUGAGUAAUAAGAUCAACGGAGUCAAUAGCGUGAAGCCCAACAGGCCUUCUCUGGCAAAGAUCUUGCUCUCUCUAGAUGGCAAUCUGGCCAAACAACAGGCCCUGUCCCAUGUGCUCUCUGCCCUGCAGAUCAUGUAUGCCAGGGAUGCCGUGGUGGGAGCACUGAUGCCCGCGUGCAUGAUUCCUCUGGAAUGUCCCUCCAGCUCUCCUGUGCCCCCUUCAGACUAUUCAUCAACCUCCAGCCCCUGUGAAGCUGAAGGUCCAGCACUGCCCUCAGAGACUGAGGAGCGGGUCAGUCCACACCCCUGGAUGGACAGCAAGAGAGGAGAUGUGACUACGUCUGAGGAUGCCACCACACCAUCAUCGGCUGUGACUCCCUCUGCUGCCUCCGCCUCAUCUCGCCCCUUUAUACCGGUGACAGAUGACCCUGGUGCUGCCAGCAUCAUCGCUGAAACCAUGACCAAAACCAAGGAGGAUUCUGAAGGCCAAAGUAAAGCAGUGGGUCCUGAGAUACAAUAUCUGGAUGAGUUUACCAGCCUGCUCAUCCCAGAUGACACGCGAGUGAUGGUGGACCUGUUAAAACUGGCCGUGUCACUGCGCUCGGGUGAUAAAGGCAAAGAGGUUCUUUCUGCUGUGCUCUCAGGCAUGGGUACAGCCUACCCGCAGGUGGCAGAUAUGCUUCUGGAGUUAUGCGUGACUGAAUUAGAAGACGUCGCCACGGACUCUCAAAGUGGACGUCUGUCGUCUCAGCCUGUGGUGGUGGAGAGCAGCCACCCUUAUACUGAUGACACGUCCACUAGCGGAACUGUGAAAAUACCAGGUGCUGAAGGAUUGAGGGUGGAGUUUGAUCGUCAGUGUUCUACAGAAAGAAGGCAUGACCCCCUCACCAUCAUGGAUGGAUCCAAUAGGAUUGUGUCUGUUCGAUCAGGUCGUGAGUGGUCUGAUUGGUCCAGUGAGUUGAGGAUUCCAGGAGACGACCUGAAGUGGAAGUUCACCAGCGAUGGCUCUGUCAAUGGCUGGGGGUGGCGAUUCACCGUCUACCCCAUCAUGCCUGCUGCUGGUCCUAAAGACCUCCUGUCAGACCGCUGCAUUCUCUCCUGCCCCUCUAUGGAUCUUGUAACAUGUCUGCUAGACUUCCGUCUCAGCUUCGCUUCGAAUCGCAGCAUCGUGCCGAGGUUGGCAGCAUCGCUUGCUGCUUGUGCCCAGCUCAGCGCUUUGGCGGCUGGUCAUCGCAUGUGGGCCCUGCAGAGGUUGCGCAAACUCCUGACCACUGAAUAUGGCCAGUCGAUCAAUAUCAACCGGCUUUUAGGAGACGGUGAAGGAGAGCAGCCUCGUUUAAUGAGUUUUACUGGAAGUGCGCUUGCUGCUCUGGUGAAAGGACUUCCUGAAGCAUUACAGAGACAGUAUGAGUAUGAGGAACCCAUUGUUAGAGGAGGCAAACAGCUGCUCCACAGCCCUUUCUUCAAGGUGCUGGUGGCACUUGCAUGCGAUCUCGAGUUGGAUACUCUUCCUUGCUGUGCUGAGACGCAUAAAUGGGCGUGGUUUCGCCGCUACUGCACCGCCUCCAGGGUGUCAGUGGCCCUUGACAAGAGGACCCCCUUGCCUCGCUCUUUCCUGGACGAGGUGGCCAAGAAAAUCAGGGAGCUUAUGGCAGAUCACGAGAACAUGAACACGCUUCACGAGAGUCACGACCUGUUUAAGAGAGAGCAGGAUGAGCAGCUAGUACAGUGGAUGAACAGGCGGCCAGAUGACUGGACGCUCUCUGCAGGCGGCAGUGGGACCAUCUAUGGUUGGGGUCACAACCAUCGGGGUCAGUUAGGUGGUAUUGAAGGAGCAAAAGUCAAAGUUCCAACCCCAACAGAAGCCCUAGCCACAUUGCGACCCGUGCAGCUCAUUGGUGGAGAGCAGACCCUGUUUGCCGUCACGGCCGAUGGGAAACUGUAUGCUACAGGAUAUGGCGCAGGCGGGCGUCUGGGAAUCGGAGGAACAGAGUCUGUCUCCACCCCCACUUUGCUAGAGUCAAUCCAGCAUGUUUUCAUCCGGAAGGUGGCGGUGAACUCUGGAGGGAAGCACUGCUUGGCUCUUUCCUCUGAAGGAGAACUGUAUUCUUGGGGAGAAGCUGAAGAUGGAAAACUGGGCCAUGGCAACAGAAGCCCAUGUGACCGUCCACGCGUGAUUGAGUCUCUGAGAGGGGUGGAGGUGGUGGACAUCGCUGCCGGCGGGGCCCACAGCGCCUGCAUCACAGCUAGCGGAGAGCUCUACACAUGGGGCAAGGGCCGCUACGGCCGCCUGGGUCACGGGGACAGUGAAGACCAGCUGAAACCAAAACUGGUGGAGGCUCUGCAAGGUCAUCGGGUGAUAGAUGUGGCAUGUGGCAGUGGAGACGCUCAGACUCUCUGUCUGACUGAUGAUGAUAUGGUAUGGUCAUGGGGGGAUGGAGACUAUGGCAAACUGGGCCGAGGAGGAAGUGAUGGAUGUAAAGUGCCUAUGAAGAUUGACUCAUUAACAGGAUUGGGGGUUGUGAAAGUGGAAUGCGGCUCUCAGUUCUCAGUGGCUCUCAACAAAUCUGGAGCAGUUUACACAUGGGGUAAAGGUGACUACCACAGACUAGGACAUGGCUCGGAUGAUCAUGUCCGCAGACCCCGGCAGGUCCACGGUUUGCAGGGCAAGAAGGUCAUCGCCAUAGCAACUGGCUCUCUUCACUGUGUGUGUUGCACAGAAGAUGGUGAAGUGUACACUUGGGGUGAUAAUGACGAGGGUCAGCUCGGAGAUGGGACCACCAAUGCCAUACAAAGGCCCAGGCUGGUGGCAGCUCUGCAAGGCAAGAAGAUCAACCGAGUGGCAUGUGGCUCAGCACACACCCUUGCCUGGUCUACCAGCAAACCCACCAAUGCUGGAAAACUGCCUGCUCAGGUCCCUAUGGAGUAUAACCACCUGCAGGAGAUCCCCAUCAUAUCCUUGAGGAACCGUCUCAUGCUGUUGCACCACAUUUCUGAGCUCUUCUGCCCCUGCAUACCAAUGUUUGAUUUGGAGGGGCGGCUGGGUGAGACCGGACACGGCGUCUCUGUUGGUUUUGACACUCUUCGGGGAAUCCUCAUAUCACAGGGAAAAGAGGCAGCAUUCCGGAAAGUGGUGCAGGCGACCAUGGUUAGAGACCGUCAGCAUGGACCGGUGGUGGAGCUGAACAGGAUACAGGUCAAGCGUUCUCGCAGUAAAGGUGGUCUGGCAGGGCCGGAUGGCACUAAGUCUGUGUUCGGGCAAAUGUGUGCAAAGAUGAGCUCUUUCAGCCCGGAUAGUCUCCUGUUGCCACACCGGGUGUGGAAGGUCAAGUUUGUGGGUGAGUCGGUGGAUGACUGCGGUGGUGGAUACAGUGAAUCUAUCGCAGAGAUGUGCGAAGAGCUACAGAACGGACUCACCCCUCUCCUCAUCGUCACUCCAAAUGGCCGAGACGAGUCUGGAGCCAACCGAGACUGCUUCUUGCUCAAUCCAGCUGCCAAGUCACCUCUGCACAUCAGCAUGUUCCGCUUCCUAGGGGUGCUUCUGGGCAUUGCCAUUCGUACAGGAAGUCCUCUGAGUCUGUAUCUGGCUGAACCUGUGUGGAAGCAGUUGGCUGGCAUGAAUCUGACUAUUGCUGAUCUCAGUGAGGUGGACAAAGAUUUCAUCCCCGGUCUGAUGUAUAUCAGAGAUAAUGAGGCAUCUGCGGAGGAGUUCGAGGCCAUGCCUCUGCCUUUCACUGUGCCCAGUGCCUACGGACAGGAAGUCCAGCUCAGCUCCAAACAUUCCCACAUCAGCCUAGAGAACCGCAGCGAAUAUGUGCGGCUAGCAAUAAACUACAGGCUGCACGAGUUUGAUGAGCAGGUAUCUGCAGUAAGGGAGGGGAUGGCACGCGUGGUACCCGUGCCUCUUCUCUCUCUCUUUACUGGCUAUGAGCUGGAGACCAUGGUGUGUGGAAGCCCAGACAUCCCUCUGCAUCUGCUCAAGUCAGUGGCCACGUAUAAGGGGGUGGAGCCCACAUCUCCUCUGAUCCAGUGGUUCUGGGAGGUGAUGGAGUCUUUUUCGAACACGGAGCGCUCGCUUUUCCUCAGGUUCGUCUGGGGACGUACGCGUCUGCCCAGGACCAUUGCAGACUUCCGUGGACGAGACUUUGUGGUGCAGGUGCUAGAUAAGUACAACCCACCCGACCACUUCCUUCCCGAGUCGUACACCUGCUUCUUCCUGUUAAAGCUGCCUCGCUAUUCCUGUAAGCUAGUUUUGGAGGAGAAGCUAAAGUAUGCCAUUCACUUCUGCAAGUCCAUCGACACCGACGACUAUGCACGCAUCGCUCUGACCGGUGAGCCGGCUGCAGACGACAGCAGCGACGACUCUGACAACGAAGAUGCCGACUCGUUCGCAUCCGACUCGACGCAGGAUUACCUGACAGGACACUGAACUCUGGUUACACUCCCUGUGUCUCCCGAACACGCACAUACACUAACGUUGAGUUGACAAAAAUCUUCAAAAUAAGCUGCCAAGAAAAAAAAACAAGGAAUUUAAAAGAAUACUGAUGUGAAGGUGUCCGUUUUAACCUCACUUAUUAAUAUGUGAAUAGAUACAAAUACUACUAAGUGAAGAGAACCAAGUGUAUAUCAUUAUGUGCAAUUAGCUUUGAAGCACUAUUAAACUGAAGAGCAAGUUAAGAGUUUUUUAUCUUUGUUGGGAGGAGAAUGAGAAAGACAGAUGAAACUGCACAUUUCUUUGUGUUAAGCGUCAUGUUCACGUUUUCUUACAGAGGAUAGACCGUUUAGCCUAGCACUGCGGUAGACGACUCCUGACGGGUGAAGAUCUCCACGUCAACAUUUAUUAUGUGUCCACUGAGUAGUAUUAUAAAUAUUUGCUCCGCCUCUUCAUUUGAAAACAGCAGUGUUUCUUUAUGAAAGCCGUUUUUUUUAGCUUUGAGAGGGCCAUUUGAUCGUCGUGAUGGUCAGUUGGAGCCUGAUCAGGAGCAGUUUUUAGGUUGUUGGUCACAUUAUCCUCGGUUCUUCUCAUAUGUGUCUGCACUGUUCUCUUAAGAGAAUGUAUAUAAUUUGAUUGUGCCAUGUGUUUGAGAUGUCUCAUUCCCAGGUUAUAAAUAAAUGUUCUUUUCUGUUAAUAAAUUUGACCAAAA
Triplophysa rosa is the source of this 15355-nucleotide messenger RNA. RefSeq names its product HECT and RLD domain containing E3 ubiquitin protein ligase 2 (gene herc2). The transcript has 93 exons. The record is from RefSeq and is a predicted model, not a curated record. NCBI's taxonomy places the organism in Eukaryota, Metazoa, Chordata, Actinopteri, Cypriniformes, Nemacheilidae. Gene Ontology annotation, biological process: protein ubiquitination. Bases 136 to 14640 code for a protein of 4834 amino acids. Gene Ontology annotation, molecular function: zinc ion binding; ubiquitin-protein transferase activity.